Messenger RNA from Carassius auratus (goldfish), 2092 nucleotides. Its product is annotated as tubulin epsilon and delta complex protein 1-like. The record is from RefSeq and is a predicted model, not a curated record. Lineage: Eukaryota; Metazoa; Chordata; Actinopteri; Cypriniformes; Cyprinidae. The transcript has 6 exons. The coding region runs from base 102 to 926 and encodes 274 amino acids.
CCAAAACAACAACUAAUCAAAACGGCGUAAAUGUCACUCAACUAGGAAGUGUCUGUUGCCUAACGACCAGCAACUGUUGCCUUAAACAUAAAACAUGCAAAAUGCCUCUCGAAAAGAGUGUUAAAGUGAAAGAAGUUAUUACUUCUCUUUGUAAAUUACUGUCUGUGUUAAGCGUCGAGUCGAUACCAACAGCUGAGGCAUUCAGGAGAGCCAAAUUCAACAGAAAAGAUGCGACAGUGGACAUGGGGAGUUUGCUAAGCAGUCUUUUGCAGAAAGCUUUUGCUCUAGAUUGUGCAUGCUGGGACUUUAGAGACCAAGACUAUGAUAUGCAGCUGCUGUUUGUCAGGAGUGCUCUGUGUUACUGUGGCUAUGGGGCCCCGUGGGUAGUGGGGCCCUGGCCCCCCAGUCACACAGAAGAUGUGGGGAGUCGAGAUUUACUCCUGGCAUUCGGCUGGGUGCUGUCAUCAGGGAAUCUGCUAGACUUCAUGCUGUCUGAGAAGGUUCAUCAGUUAGACACACUCUCAUCUGCACCACUGAUCCCCCAAGGACUAAUACCUGGACAGCCUGAAGUAGCGGCACAUGGACCAGGAGAGGAUGCCUCAGUGAAGAAGGACCCGGUUCUACAGGCUCUGCAGUGGCAAUAUGGGAAACUAAGACUUCAGUGGAAGUGCUUACUCUCAGCCCAGGAGGAGAGGUCCAAAUUCACCCACAGGGUUAUCUCCAGUAUCAGCCCUUCUGCUGUCUGCCAGCCUCACCUCACUGGUUCCCAUUACAGCAACAUGACAUCAACUGCUCUUGACAAGGAGCUGAAGAGGAUACAAGCGUUGAAUGGAAUUCUGGAGGGGUAUCUGGAUUGGAAACUCCACGAAGCUUUAUUCUGGUGCUGGAUGGUACGUCUGCUGUGUUCCAAGCAGGAAGGAAUUUGAGAUUCACACUCCUUUAUCAGAUAUUCUGUUUGUUCAUUCUGUUACAUCGCUGUACCGCCCCAGGUAUUUAUGCUUGGCCAGUUCAUCCAGACAGAUGUGUGAGAUUUUCAGCACCUCCAAAUUAAUUUACUCUGAAAAGUUACCAAUGCUGCUAAAUCUAAUAUUACCCUACUGUUGUUUGAGAGCCAGACUGCUGGUCUGCCUGCAGUAACCUUGCCUAGAUUUGAGUUGUCAUUCACAGUGAUGCACUGGCGCUCCAGGACUCUGAAUCUGGCAGACAAGAGCCCUCGCUCACACUGGCACCUCUCCAAUUUGAAAUGAAGUUGUAAAGAAGUCUCCGGCUAGCAGAAGUGGGUCCUGAGCACUUGGCAGGGGCUUCAUUUUUCACUCUCAGUGUGCAUUUUGAAGUAAAAAGGGAUGUUUUAACUGCUAUUCAGUAAGAGUGGUGAGCUCAUGGGUGUCUUUGAGUUGGACAAAUGGAGGAGGGCUUUUAGUUUUCCCACUUCCAGCACAUCAUACUAUUGAAAUUAUUAAUUUUCUUGUGGUACUUUUAUGUUGAACCUCAAUAUAAGUUGAUAUAAGAUGCACAGUCAGAAUAAAACGCAUUGUGAGGUUUCAGUGAAUUACAAUAUCAUCUAGUAAAUGGAGUUGUGGAAAUACUCUAAACCCUGUUAAUUAAAUUUGUUGAGCCUUUUAGUGAGAAAUUCAAUCUAGACUUUUGAAACGCAGACAAAAGUUCCCCGGUCCAAAGUACAGGAAGAAGCGGAUUGGAAAUCAAAUAGCAUCCCACCGCAUCAAUAGGAAAUCUAUAGUUCUUGAUGAAAGCCAAACAUUUUGGUGGAGUGCUAUAUGGGCAUGAUUGUUUUGUCACCGUCCACACAAGGGUGAUGGAAGCAGCUCUUAAGCGUCGCAGCUAUUGCUUGAGCUGCUGUUGAUUAGCACAAGUUCUUAAAGAAUUAAUUUUCUUUGCAGGUGCUUGCACAAAGAGUUAAUCUGAACUGUCAUGACAUUUUGUAGCAGAACUGUUUUAACAAGAAAACGAUCAGUGGUGCUUGCUGUUAUUAUUGCUCAUACAUAGGGCUAUUAGUUUUUAAACUCCUUAAGGCCUGUUUAGAUAUUUUAACCUUAAAAAUAACUAAAGUUUUAGUAAACGUUCAAAUUCAAGU